Molecule: messenger RNA, 10584 nt
Organism: Oncorhynchus keta (chum salmon)
Lineage: Eukaryota; Metazoa; Chordata; Actinopteri; Salmoniformes; Salmonidae
Product: protein Shroom3-like
Exons: 15
Coding region: 1260-8375 (2371 amino acids)
Biological process (GO): actin filament organization
Cellular component (GO): adherens junction; apical junction complex; cortical actin cytoskeleton
Molecular function (GO): actin filament binding
Source: RefSeq, a predicted model, not a curated record
GUGAGAAUUUCCUGAGGACAGGAGUCAGCACAGGUUAUUGUUGCUGGAGUUAACAGUGAGGACAGGAUUACCGGUUAUUGUUGCUGGAGUUUACAGUGAGGACAGGAUUACCGGUUAUUGUUGCUGGAGUUUACAGUGAGGACAGGAUUACCGGUUAUUGUUGCUGGAGUUUACAGUGAGGACAGGAUUACCGGUUAUUGUUGCUGGAGUUUACAGUGAGGACAGGAUUACAGAUUAUUGUUGCUGGAGUUUACAGUGAGGACAGGAUUAAAGAUAUAUGUUAGGUUGAGCCAUCAUAUCCCACCAGCCCAUGUGGAUCAACUGAUUGACUGGUUGCAGACAGAUAGAUGAAUCCACCUCAAACGAACCAAGAUGGACCCCAGUCUGGAUCUGAACCCCAGUUGACAUGCUCUAGUCAUGUGUCCCUCUCUCAGCGGUGAUGUAAGACAGCCAUUAUCAAGUCUGUUUGGUCUUCCUAACUGAUCGUGAUCCUUUCUGAGUUUUGGACUAGCUGAUUAGCUGAGACCGUCCUCAGGAGGAAGGAGGAACUACUUUGGAUGUAUUAAAUGAGUUGAGUCUGGCGAUUUUGAGGAGGAACUACUUUUCCCAUGGCCACUAGGGCUUGACUCUGGCUAUUCUGAAGAGGAACUACUUUUCCCAUGGCCACUAGGGCUUGACUCUGGCUAUUCUGAAGAGGAACUACUUUUCCCAUGGCCACUAGGGCUUGACUCUGGCUAUUCUGAAGAGGAACUACUUUUCCCAUGGCCACUAGGGCUUGACUCUGGCUAUUCUGAAGAGGAACUACUUUUCCCAUGGCCACUAGGGCUUGACUGUCUAUUCUGAAGAGGAACUACUUUUCCCAUGGCCACUAGGGCUUGACUCUGGCUAUUCUGAAGAGGAACUACUUUUCCCAUGGCCACUAGGGCUUGACUCUGGCUAUUCUGAAGAGGAACUACUUUUCCCAUGGCCACUAGGGCUUGACUCUGUCUAUUCUGAAGAGGAACUACUUUUCCCAUGGCCACUAGGGCUUGACUCUGGCUAUUCUGAAGAGGAACUACUUUUCCCAUGGCCACUAGGGCUUGACUCUGGCUAUUCUGAAGAGGAACUACUUUUCCCAUGGCCACUAGGGCUUGACUCUGUCUAUUCUGAAGAGGAACUACUUUUCCCAUGGCCACUAGGGCUUGACUCUGGCUAUUCUGAAGAGGAACUACUUUUCCCAGGAGCACUAGGGCUUGACUCUGGCUGUAUGUCACCAAAGGAUGGAUGAGACCCCAGACAUCAGUAGUGACUCAGACAGGGAGUGCUGCCUAGGCUCCUGCUGUGGUGACCCCACCCUCACCCCACUGACCCUGCCCAACCUCACCCCCCUACCCACCAUCGGUCCUCCCUCGGACCACCACACCCCCCUCUCCUCCGUUCACGGACCCCCCAGAGAAAAUCGAGGAGGAUGUUCUGGAGGAGUUAAACUACGCAUCAAAAACAGACGCAGCGAGCCUGUCUCCAGACCUCACUCGUGGCACGCCACCAAGCUAGGCGAGGGCCAGCCAGACCCCAGCAUGAUGCAAAUAUCCCAGGACCCUCCUUGGCAUCACACCUACCCCUCCAGUGCGUCUACUACAGACCUGUCGGCCUACGACCCAGGUUACCUGAGGAAGAGUCCAGACCAGUACAGUUCUAGAGGAAGUAUGGAGAGCCUUGGGGAACACCACGGCCACCCAGCCUACAGCUCUUCCUGCCACCAGCUGUCUGCCUCCAAGUCCUCCAACAGCAUGGACCACCUUCACAGCAAGAGAGACUCAGCCUACUCCUCCUUCUCCACCAGCUCUAGUAUCCCAGAGUACCUUGCGGCCGCUCCGACCUUUGGUAAAGAGAGAUCGUACUCCAUGGAGACGGUUCCGCAGAGGGGCGGGAUUAGUGGAGGGGGCGGGGCCGGGGCAGAGGGAAUGCAGCAAGCUGACAUCCGAUAUGUCCAUACGGUCUACGACCCCCAGCAGGGCGGUGCUCAGGAGCACGAGGUUAGCUCCGCCUCUGCUGCAUUACUACGCAGCCACGAGACUGGCAGGGCGGGGUCUUGUAGUGUGGGCGGGGCCGCCUGUUACCGCGCCACCAGUAGCAGUGGCGGAAGCAGCGGUGGUGGUAACCAUGGUAAUAACCCCAACCGUCACAGUGUUGGGCCCAUUUGGGGUCAGAGCGCCAGCCGCAGUUCCUACGAGAGCCUGAAGGGGGCGCCGGCUCCUCCCAUGCGGAGCGACAGCUACGCGGCUAUCAGGAACCAUGAGAGACCAAACUCGUGGUCCAGCCUGGAUCAGGCUCGCUCCCUCAGGGCUCUCCACAAGGGGUCCACCUCCUCCUGGUACCACUCCUCUGGCUCCGUGGCCUCCGGCUCGGGGAAGGGCUCCUACGGGGCCGAGGGCCAGCUCCAUACCGUCAUAGAGAAGAGUCCUGAGAGCAGCCCCACCACCAAGCCCAAACAGGGCGUGGGUCAGGGCUUCCCGCCGCCCCCCGAGCCCCAGCAAACAUCCACCCAGUCUGGCUGCCUCAUGCUGCCCCAGGGCAUCUACCCUGUACCCCCACUGGAGCCCCACUAUGCCCAGAUGCCCACCAGCAGCCCCAACCCCAGCAGCAUGUACCCAGCCCUGGCCAGGGAGAGCAGUCUGAGCAGACAGAGAGAGGUCCAGGGGUUAAGGCUGGGGGUCAGUGUGGAUACAGGGAUGGCGGUAGUGGUGGAGAAUGGAUACCAAAGCAACCCCUCUAUAUCCUCCUAUGUCACUUCCUCUGGCCAGUCUCAGCAUCCUGACUUUGCUCAGCCUCCACCCAAACAGCCAGCUCAUCCAACCCAACCCGCAGACAGAGUGGGGGGAAAGUCAGGGUACGAGGAGACCCAAACUAAACUGGGUCUCUACAGGUCUCAUCUGAAGGGAGAGGGACAGACCGUAUCCCAAAGGCAGAGCCAGAGGAGCCAAGGACAGGGACAGGGUCAGAGCCAGGGUCAGGAUCAGGGACAGGGUCAGAGCCAGGGUCAGGGACAGGAUCAGGGACAGGAUCAGGGACAGGGACAGGGUCAGAGCCAGGGUCAGGAUCAGGGACAGGGUCAGAGCCAAGGCCAGGGUCAGAGCCAAGGCCAGGGUCAGGGUCAGAACCAGGGUCAAGGACAGGGUCAGAGCCAGGGUCAGGGUCAGAGCCAAGGCCAGGGACAGAGCCAGGGUCAGAGCCAAGGCCAGGGACUGGGUCAGAGCCAAGGCCAGGGUCAGGUGUCCAGACUCUCCUCAGUCCAUUCUAUAGGCCAGGCUAUAGGCCAGUCUAUAGGCCAGUCUAUAGACCAGGAGAGAAGGGACCCAUACACUCCAGUCCAACCGCGGGGAGAGAGGCUACCCAGGUACUCCCAGGGCUCAGAGAGCUGCCCUGAGCACCAUCGACAGGGCCAGAUCAGGGAGGAAGGGCAGGUCAGACACACAGAGCCCAGUCACUACACUAGUCACCCAGUGGCAGGCACCACCAUGCCCAGUAAGAUCGCACAGGGACAUGUUCCCCAGGGGAGCAACAGCAGUAGUACCCCAGCACAGGUGUCUGACCAGCGGGUAGAGCAGAGGGCCCAGGGGCCUGACCAGCAGGUAGAGCGGAGGGCCCAGGGGCCUGACCAGCAGGUAGAGCAGAGGGCCCAGGGGCCUGACCAGCAGGUAGAGCAGAGGGCCCAGGGGCCUGACCAGCAGGUAGAGCAGAGGGCACAGGUGUCUGACCAGCGGGUAGAGCAGAGGGCCCAGGGGCCUGACCAACAGGUAGAGCAGAGGGCCCAGGGGCCUGACCAGCGGGUAGAGCAGAGGGCCCAGGUGUCUGACCAGCAGGUAGAGCAGAGGGCCCAGGGGCCUGACCAGCAGGUAGAGCGGAGGGCCCAGGGGCCUGACCAGCAGGUAGAGCAGAGGGCCCAGGUGUCUGACCAGCGGGUAGAGCAGAGGGCCCAGGUGUCUGACCAGCGGGUAGAGCAGAGGGCCCAGGGGCCAGACCUUCAGGUCAAUGACCAUAGAUCCAGGUCCCCCCUCUGGUACUACAGCGAUCCAAUUCCCCCCCAACCGCAGAGGGACCAGAGGGGACCAGAGCACCCCGUGACCCAGCUGCAGAACGUCCUAGCAGAUGUCCAGCGUUGUGACAGUCCAGAGAGCUCCGGCAACAGCCAGAGUAGCCACCAGAGGAGCCUCUCUGUUCUGGAGAAAGUGAACCGCUUCGAGGGCCGCGAGCAGAGCCAUGGGCAGGGGAAGCAGAGGAGUAAAAGCACCAGCGCCAACCACACCAACCAGAGGCCCUCCUCCUCCCGUCCAACCCAGCCCCAGUCUCAGCCCCAGUCUCAGCUCCAGUCUCAGCUCCAGUCUCAGCUCCAGUCUCAGCCCCAGUCUCAGCUCCAGUCUCAGCUCCAGUCUCAGCCCCAGUCUCAGCCCCAGUCUCAGCCCCAGUCUCAGCCCCAGCACCAUGAGAGGGCUGGUAUGGAUGACCUGCGUAGCACGCUGGAGAGAACUAGCAGCCCCAGCAGCACCUGCAGAACACUGAGCUCCUCCUCUAGCUCACAUCAUUGGAAAACAACGGUGGCCCACGAGGGUCAUCAUUACGCAGAGCAGCAGAGGCCAGGGAGUUGUGACCAGACCCAGAGCUCCAGGUACCCCCAUCACCACCACCCUAAUCCACAGGACCCUCACCCUGGCUCGGCCCUGCAGAGGAGCAGGAGCACCUUCCAACUGGGGAGCCAGGAGGGCCACGACAGAGACAGGGAUGGGGACAGAGAGUUCCAUUGGAGGGAUGACCUGCAGGACCUACUGGGGACCAUCCAGGACACGUCCUUUAACCGGGCCUACAGGAACAGUAUCAAGGACGCCCAGUCCAAGGUGCUCAGAUCCACCUCCUUCAGACGCAGGGAUCUGGGAAUCAGCGUCAGUGGGAGUGUUAACAACCACUCCCCUCCCAUCCCCGCCAAGCACUUAUCUCUGGAGAGGAAGGCACCUAAGACCAGCCCCAAACCCUCCAUUGUCUCCACUACUGUCCAAGCCUCCACCCGGGCCCUUGCCCUAGCUACCUCCACUCACACCCCCAAAGAAAGGCUUACGGUCACUGUCCCAGACCCAAUCCCAGCCCCAGCCACCUUUCCCUCGCCUCACACCCCCAAAGAGAGGCUUACGGUCACUGUCCCAGACCCAGCCCCAGCCACCUUUCCCUCACCUCACACCCCCAAAGAGAGGCACGUUGUCACCCCAGAGCCCGAUAGGUUCGGUCCCCCAGAGCUCCUCAGCGUCCUGGCCAUAGGCCCACCAGUCCCGGCCCGUAUCGGUGGGCGUAAGCGACUCACCAUGGAGAAGAAGAAGAGGUCCUACUCCGAGCCUGAGAACAUGCAUGAGGUGGGGUUGGAGUCUGACCCAAGGAGGACUAGCCAGCACCAGCUGUUCCUUUUACCAGGUACAGAGACCAGCGUGGCGGACCGCAGGAGGAUGUUUGAGAUGGCUGCCAGUCGCAGCCUGAGCUCCAGCUCCCAGGCUCCCCAGCGCCUCCAGGGCUCCCAGGCUCCCCAGGGCUCCCAGGCUAGUUUAGCCAUGUCCCGGCCGGAGCUCCGGCAGCUGCAGCAGGACGCUCUGGCCGACUACAUGGAGAGGAAGAGAAGCUGGAGAACAGACAGGGAUAGGGACAGGUCAGCGGGAGGGCGUGCCCACCGUGACCGCCCUCACAGCGCCUACCUGCAGCCCUUUACAGACACCCGGAGUGUUUCUUCAACCUCCACCACCAGCCUAGCCUCUCUUCAGGAGCCUCUUGGUCAAGACAGCAGUCUCUCUGGUGGGGGAAGGCUCUGCUCCACCCUGCCUCCUGGCCUCCAGGGCUUCUAUCCAGGCAGGGUCACUGCACCACGCAUCCAGGCCAAGGCCCCAGCCUCAAUCUCCACCACCCACCCAGACACCUUGGGAUUCCACAGGCUACUGGAGGGAGAGCUGCCCAGAUCCAGCCUUGGUAGAGAAGAACCAGCCAAGGACUAUGAUUCACUCCAGAGCCAGGAGUUUUUCCUGCGAGGCGAUGGAGCCUUUGAGAGGGCAGUUCCAGCCCGGAACUCUGGCAAGUCAGCCUCUGCGGAGGACCUGCUGGAGCGCUCUGAGAGGCCUGAACCCCAGCACUUCAGGUCUCGCUCCUCGCCCUCUGGCGAGAGGCUAAAUCAGGACUUCAUGGCAGGAGGAGAUCUGAGGAUGUAUGGGACAUUCUCUACUGAGCCCAGGCUUUUCACAAACAACGACAACAACAGGUCCAUGGACAACCAGCAUCCUGACAGACCGGUCUCUGCCUCCCAGUCCAUGUCCCAGUCCCAGUGUGCAGAUACCCACUUACUACUGACCCAAAGCCCGUUCCAAAGCAACACCCCUGUGAUGAGGAGAGAUAGACUGAAGAACCCCGACCGCCAGCGGGCCCUUAGUGCCUCCAGCCUGGCUGCCUCUGUAGGUCUCCCCUGCCCCUUCUCCCCCCCAGGCACCAGCCCCACUAUCAGCUUGGACUGGCAGGCCAAUGAGAGGUUGAGCCAGGCCAACCUGGAUGCCAUAGCCUUCCCAACCCUGCUGCAGACCGCCACACUCGGGACCAUAUCCCCAGAGGCUCAGGUUCACCCAGAGGUCAGAAGAAGCCCCACAGACCAUCUACAGCAGGUCAUGGCCCAGGGCCAGAACCAGGGCUCCUUAGACACCAGCACCUCAGAGGAGGAGACCCUGAAAGACUUCCCCAGACAGAAAGAGGGGCCCUGCCCUCAAGCUUCAGCCGUUACACCAAAGACCAACCCACCCCUCGUCCUACCCAAAGCCUCCCCACCACCACCCCCAUUUAAAACCUCUCACAGACCACACACCCUGCUCUCCCUCCGCAUCUCAGAGUCCACUCUGCAAGAGACCUCAUCCCUACAAGUAGAGCCACACCUAGCCCCUCCCACAGUCUCACUACAGGACUAUGACGAGGUAUUCCUCCAGGAACCGGCCCCUCCCUCCCCUAUUCCUCCCCCGCUCCCAAUCAGGGAGACGGACAUCACAGAGUACUUCCCUCCGCCGCCUCCCCCUCUCCUGCCCCCCUCCUCACUCCCAGACAGAGAGGAGAAGGAGGAGGAGAAUCAUCAUGGACCUGGGCUACAGCACCUCAACAGCUGUGAGUUCCCAUUUCUCCCCUCCUCCUACCGUCAGACAGUCCCCCCCUCUAUCCCCCUGUCUGUCUCUCCGAGGCCAAGCCGUACCCCUGAGCCCCAGCCUGAGACCCCCACCACCCUCAGCAGCAGUUUCCCAGAGCCCCAGCAGGGGCCUAGCGGUGAGGAAAGCCUGGGGCAAGAGUACCAUCUCCCGGCCAGGAGGGAGAGGUCUGCUGGGGAGCUGAGGGUGGAGGCCCUGGCCAGACAGCUGGUGUCCCGGGGAGAUAAGAGCCUGACCCCGAUGCUGGACAGCUGGGCAGAGGGCGGACGGACCAUGGACCUAAUGGAGGAGAUCUUCCCCGCGGGGGGAGGGAGGUUGCUGUGGCAACGCCGCAGGACCAGCACCUGUCUGGAGGACAGAAGUCAAGAUGGUGUCUGUUCUAUAGGACCCAAUCUGCUGCAGAGAACAGAGGGAGGAGGAGGAGCAGGAGGAGGAAGAGGAGGAGGAGGAGGCGAGGUGGACACAGAUCUGGAUGAGGAUGAGACAGACUUCAAUCAGAAGGUGGAGCUACUCCAGGCCCUGACUCUGAGCGUUACCUCCUUGCGAGAGGAGAAGGAGGUUCUGGCGGAGGAGCAGAAGAGGUUCCGGGCCCUAGGGGGCCACAUGGAGAGCCUGGUUCAGGAGCGCUGUAAGCCCAACGAGAGGGAGAAGUACAAGAUGCUCAUCGGGGACAUGGAUAAGAUAGUCAACCUUCUGCUGUCUCUGUGUGGCCGGCUGGCCCGGGUCCAUAACGCUCUCUCUGCCCUGGACAGAGAGGAGGAGACAGAGGACAGCCAAGAGGAAAGGGAGUCCUUACAGCAGAAGCGCAGGCAGCUGUGUAGUCAGCACGAGGAUGCCAGGGAGCUGAAGGAGAAUCUGGACCGGCGGGAGCGUGUGGUACUGGACAUCCUGGGUGGGUACCUGACUGGGCCGCAGCUUAGAGACUACCAGCACUUCGUCUGUAUGAAACCAGCCCUGCUGAUCCGCCAGAGACUCCUGGAUGAGCUCCUUAAGCAGUGGGAUGAACAGCUCAGCAGGCUGGCUGAGAGUAUCUCUCCAGGGGAUCAUCAGGCCCAGCCCCGCUCACCUAUCCCUGGGUUGAACCCCAGCCUCGGCUCUAACCUUAGAGCUCCCAGCCCUAACCUUAGAGCUCCCAGCCCUAACAUUGGUCCUACCCAAACAGUCCGCUCCACCACUGUGACAUCACUGUGACAUCACCCCAACAACAACACUGCUCCUGGUCACUCCUACAAUUGCUGUGUCUCUGACUCAGUGGGAGGAGCACCAUGAGUCUGGCGAGUAAGAUACAACAGUACUUGGUUGAAGAGAGAGAUACAGUUCAUCCAGUUCUGCUCUAUAUGAAGCAGGAAGGAUGUCUGUCGGUCUGUCCCCUUGUUGCAGACAGACCGACAGACAGACAGACAGACAGACAGACAGACAGACAGACAGGCAGGCAGGCAGGCAGGCAGGCAGGCAGGCAGACAGGCAGGCAGGCAGACAGACAGACAGACAGACAGACAGGCAGGCAGACAGGCCAGUAGACCGACAAGCAGACAUACAGACAGGCAGACAAGCAGACAGACAGGCAGACUGCAUUCAGACAGACAGGCAGACAGACUGCAUUCAGACAGACUGGCAGACAGACUGCAUUCAGACAGACUGGCAGACAGACUGCAUUCAGACAGACUGCAUUCAGACAGACUGGUAGACAGACUGCAUUCAGACAGACUGCAUUCAGACAGACUGGCAGACAGACUGCAUUCAGACAGACUGCUUUCAGACAGGUUGCAUUCAGAGAGACUGGCAGACAGACUGCAUUCAGAGAGACUGGCAGACAGUCUGCAUUCAGACAGACUGCAUUCAGACAGACAGGCAGACAGUCUGCAUUCAGACAGACUGCAUUCAGACAGGUUGCAUUCAGACAGACUGCAUUCAGAUAGACUGGCAGACAGACUGCAUUCAGACAGAUGAUCGAUGCAUUCUUGUGCCUCUAUUUAUGCUUCCUAUGUUACUCAAGCUUUUUCACAUAUCUGUAUUCUGACUGGCCACUCAGCAUGUCUUUGGUUGAUUCAAUACACUGUUGAGGUACCUAGUUGUAUUCAUACGAGUGGAUCAAAGCUUUGAGAGUAACGAUGGUGGAUGUACAACUUCCUGUCAAGAAAUGUUGUUCCCCAUAUAUUUAUAACAUUACUACUGCCUUUACGUUUGUAUAUCACUACAGCUGAGCACUUUUUUGGGGUGCAGUUUUAACUACUGAUUGGUCAGAAUGGUCAGAAUCACAGAACUAGAAUGGCUUCUAUUUCUCAUUUCUGUUCCUAUUGGUCAGGAGGAACCAGACCUGAAAUGUUCAAAUCAAAUCAAAUAGGUCUGUUUUCUUUACCAACAUAAUAGCACGCUCUCACACAUAUUAAUAUGUAGUCACAAUCUAAGGCAAUAUUAUGCUUCAAACACUUCUAAUUCAGACUCGAAAAAUGAUAAGUUUGUGAUAAAAGCUACCAUGACAUUGACAACAACUGCUAUAAUUAUUUAUAUCAUAAAUAAAAAAAGCAAGUGGCUGUACAUAUGGUGUCUGCUAACCUCUUAUGAUUUUUAAUAUGUAGACGACAAACAAACAAAAAAAAACAUUUUAUAUUUUUUGGAAACUGAAAAACAAAUAUGUGAAAUUUAAAACAAAUGUGAUUUCUCUCAGAGAAGGCAAGAUGAUGUCAUGAUGAUGUAAUGUUCUAGAAUUUGUGAAUUCAACUAAACUUUUCACCGUGUCAUUGGAAUUAGGUUAAAAGUUGGGUGAAAAAAAACUAGACUAAAUAUCCUUUUGUUGAUUACUUUUUGCUAAAUCUAAUCUGUUUUCUAUGUUGAUUCAACACUCAUCACAUUGAUUUGUUGGGUUUGAGAUGACGAGGAAACAACCUUGAUUCAACCCGUUUUUGCCCAGUGGGAAGUGUGUGUGUGUGUGUGUGUGUGUGUGUGUGUGUGUGUGUGUGUGUGUGUGUGUGUGUGUGUGUGUGUGUGUGUGUGUGUGUGUGUGUGUGUGUGUGUGUGUGUGUGUGUGUGUGUGUGUGUGUGUGUGUGUGUGUGUGUAGUGUCAGUGUGAGUGUGUGUGACUCCUUGCUUGUUUUCCCUCCCAAAAUGUACUAUGCCAAUUGAUAUUGUUGUGUCCUUUUGAGAGAAGAAGCAUCUACAUAUCCUAAUUUGAGUCAAAUAUACUGUAUCAGGCACAUAUUCAUGUUACCAUUUUCACCAAUAAUGGUGCCAUCCAUAUUUUUCUUCAUAGCUUUUCAGAAGCAUAACUGAAUUCUCAGAUUUGACAGAUUUUCCUAAUCAAAAUUCCAUGUAUCAAUCGUGCUUUACGAAGCGUAGGAGAAGGGAGGCUGAUUGGAAAAAAAGAUCCUUGUUUUACAAAUAAAUCUAUUUUUUAAACAGA